Anoplopoma fimbria (sablefish) is the source of this 2327-nucleotide messenger RNA. Its product is annotated as hematopoietic progenitor cell antigen CD34. NCBI's taxonomy places the organism in Eukaryota, Metazoa, Chordata, Actinopteri, Perciformes, Anoplopomatidae. Gene Ontology annotation, cellular component: membrane. The transcript is spliced from 8 exons. Bases 72 to 1148 code for a protein of 358 amino acids. The record is from RefSeq and is a predicted model, not a curated record. Gene Ontology annotation, biological process: cell adhesion.
UGCUCUAGCUCGACCAGCUUCACCGUUUUUUUCCCUUCCCUCUGCAUUUUGACUCCCACCCCAGCCGGACAAUGUGCGUGCUCAGGACGAGAAUGGCAGCAUCAUCUGCACAGAGAUCAAACGGGCCCUGCCAAACGAUGGCUUUGGCGUUAAUUAUCAUGGCCUCGCUCUUAAACGCAGGAGUCACAGCGCAGGAGGCCGUCACGGGGCAGGACGUUCUGCAAACUUUGCCGCCAGAGGCUUACGUACGAGGAGACAAUAUUCCAAAGACAACUGAAGCUCCUGAUCCACAGAUCGUGGUUUUCCCAACCAUGGGCUCCCCUUCUGAAGCAACUGAACAGACUACAGCAGCAGCAGCAGCAACACCAACACCAACACCAACACCAACAGCUACAGAAGAGGCCGGUCACACUCAAAACCAGGCCGCCGGCGAGAGAACGGGGGUCACAGACGAGGUUCAUGUUAACACAUUCAUAACCGUGGACACAGAGACCCCUGCACCUCUGCCUGAAAGAGGCGACAGCCCCAACAACAUACCACGGCUGGUGCCACAGGAUGACGUCGUCUGCGUCAGCAAAGAGGCCGUCCAGGACAAAAACGCAGUCAAUCUGAAACUCAAGGCCUCCUCCAGCUGUAAAGAAACCAAAGUGAAGCUGGAAAGUGUUCUGCAGGAGCUGUGUGGUGAAGACUGUAAGCUAGACAUCUACCAAGAGGACAACUCGGAUCAAAUCCUUGUGUCUGGUAAAUAUGUUGAAGAUGAUGUUGCAGGCAUGGCUGACAAGUUCAACAAUGACAACAUCAAAGAUAAGACCGAUGUGGAGGAGGCUGUUCCUCGCUGGGGGAAGAACUCUAAGUUGGUGCUGGUUUCCUUGCUGCUGACUGGCCUGUUGCUGGCUGCCCUGCUGGUAGCUGGUUAUUACCUCAAGACCCACCGCAAGAACUCCAAAGGAGUCAGACUGGCCGAGUCUUUCCAGGUGGAUGAGGAGAACCAGGCCAAUACCCUGGUGUCCGUGGCUCCCCUGCCCCAAGAGCCCCUCGACAAGCCGACCGCCAAUGGCGAUUCUCCCCCAGAAAACGGGACCAACGGCGCCCCCACCACUAACGGACACUCUGCCACCCAGACUCCAGUGGCCGACACGGAGAUGUGAACCGUGACACCCCUGAUAUCUCCUGUUCUACCCAUCACCCACCGGGACACACUACCCAGAAGCCCCUCUGCUGCCUCAGAGACUGUCCACACACUGAGACAAAUUCAACAUGAAUCCACCACACACAUUCGCCUCCCCUCCUCUGCGCCUCUCUCGGGACGAUGACGACGACAACGAUGAAGCUCGUUACGAUGAUGACGAUAAUGACAAUGCCUGUAAUGUGAAAAGUUUGGGAUCACUGGCCUUUGCUGGUGCCAAAAAAGGGGCCUACAUAUGCUGUGUUUGGGCAAUGAUUUGGAUUUGUUAGUCGCCCUGACUUCAGUCUAGUUGUGACGAUCAUUGUAGAAUCCCAAAAUAAUGCCAAAUAUAUGAUGUUGAUUCCCACGAAGCAGCAGCAAAUGCUCUAUUAUUUCAAUCCACAACUGUGGUGCAAUGAAACCAAUGAAGCCAUGCUGAGACCAGCUUUUGUACUGUCCUAAAAAGGACUGACUCUGCUCAAUCAAUUGUUUUGUUUUUUCUAUUCGAUUUGUAAAAAAAAAAAGUUUGUGAUAAUGUUAACCAAUUAGCAAUGUACAACACGAAACAAAAAAAGCACGUAUGUUCUUUGGGAGGAAUGAAAUAACACUGUCAAGCUAUUCAAAACAUGGAAAUGUCAGCUGGAAACUAUUAGUAUUUGCCUCAAUGCUUUAGACUGAUAAGCAUAAUGAACAUCCAAACCUUGACGACUACUGACCUUUAAGCAAAGGUUAAUUGGGAUAUGUUGCAAAGUGCAUUUCCAUUUUUGUAAUAGUGUUGAUUUUCAUAAUGACAUCAGUGUACAGAUUUGUUGUUGUGUUUUUAUUUAGUUUUUUAACAAAUGCAAACGUUUACUUCUCUCAAUACUGUCUUUGGGAUUGAUGAAGAGCAGCAGCUUUUCUUUUUUUUUAUUCCGUGAAAAAGGAAAAACACAACUUUUUUCAAGUUACCAAGCCGGUAACCAAAAUCACUGCCAGGAUUUUUCUACACAACAUAAAGCAGAUUCAGCAUUCCUUGUUGAUACACAACUUUUUUUAGAUAAGUGGUACAUAUUUUUGUAGCUUCUCCCUUGAACAUCUGGCUGCUUUCAUAAUGUACUGCAUGUGUAAAUACGCCUGCUCUCUCUCUCUGUUAGUAAUACCUGUGCCUGACUCAUAAACUGUG